AUGCAAUCGUGGUGUAAUGAGCUCGCAGAAACACGUGACAGCGAAGCAGCGUCAUGUUCCACAUUACCCUGUUGUUCCUCACCUCAGUGUUCAACACACACGUCAGGUCCCAACAAUGCCGCUGCUCAUUCAACCCGUAUUCCACAGCCGAUAGCUGCGGCUCGGCCCCACACACCCGUAGAUUCGGUUUCACAAGACGCGCAUUGUUCUCUCCUCCGACAUAAAGCCAAUCCAAUUAAACGAGAAUUCCGUACCGUUGCUAUUAUUCAAAACUCUAACGUGACUACAGAUAAGGGCGGCCGCGUGUGGUCGGACGGGGUGUCGCGCGCGGGUCCCGUGUUCACGGAGGAGCCGCCGGCGCUGGUCCGCUUCGCGCGCACGGCGGGCGCGCGCGUGGCGUGCGUGGCGCGAGCCGCCCGCCCCGCGCCCCCGCCGCGCAUCACCUGGCUCGCUGACGACGGCGCGCCGCUCACAGACCUGCCCGGAGUCAGGCGGAUCUACCCGAACGGCACGCUCGAACUGCUGCCGGCGGGCGGGUUCGCGGCGGGCGGCCUGCCGGCGGGCGGCCUUCCGGGCGGGCCGCGCCUUGUGCGCUGCCGGGCCGACAACGCGCACGGGACCAUCGUCUCACGAGACGUGCACAUUGUGCCUGUAGCGGACGGCAACUGGGAGGUGACGGUGGAGGCGCCGGCGGCAUGCGCGGGCGGCGUGGCGGCGCUCACGUGCCGCGUGAGCGGGGCACCCGCGCGCGCCGCGCUGUGGUACCGCACCGACGCCGUGCUCUCCGUCGAUGCGCCCUCGCCUGAGUCGCGCUACCUGUCGGCGGGCGACACGCUGCUGAUCCGCGGCGUGUCGGCAGCGGACGCGGGCGCGUACAGCUGCCUGGCGCGCCACGACCUCACAGCGCUCACCAAGCGCUCCCGCCCGGCGUUGCUCGACGUGCUGCCGAGCUCGGCGGGAUCUGCGCCGCGCGUGGUGUCACCGGCCCGCGAGCUUGCGCCGCCCGCCGGCGCGCUGCUGUGCCUGCCCUGCGCCAGCACGGACUACCCGCCACCACAUUACACUUGGUACCGCGAGUCGCAGGGGCGGCUGCAGCCCGUCGAGGCGUCGAGCACCGCCUGGCUGUGGAGCGGCGGCGCGGCGCUGUGCCUGCGCGCCGGCCGGGACACCAGCGGGGCUUGGCUCUGCAAAGCCUAUAAUGUCUUCGGCGACGCCACGGCUCAAAUAAGGCUAGAUGUGCAGCUUGACAUUACGGUUGACGUACAGCCAGAAGUCACGGUGGCGGAGGCGGGCAGCACGGUGCGGCUGAACUGCAGCACGAACGAGCCGGGCGCGUCGCUGCAGUGGCUGCACAACGGCGCGGCGCUGGCGGGCGCGGCGGGCGGCGCGCUCGUGCUGCGCGGCGCCGCGCGCGCGCACGCCGGCGUCUACCAGUGCGUGGCGCGCGCCGGCCUGCGCAGCGCACAGGCCUCCGCCGAACUUCGACUAGGGAAUUCCCCGCCGGAGCUCCAGUACACGUUCAUAGAGCAGGCGCUACGCGCUGGCGGCCCCGUGGCGCUGCGCUGCGCCGCCGCCGCCUCGCCGCCGCCCGCCUUCGUGUGGCUGCUCGACUCGCAGCCGCUCGACCGCUACAUCGCCAGACACAGGUACUCCAUAUCGGAGGAGACGACGGUGUCGGGCGAGGUGGUGUCGCUGCUGAACAUCUCGGCGGCGGCGGCAGCAGACGGCGGCCGCUACACGUGCCGCGCGCACAACCCGCUCGGCGCCGUCGAACACUCCGCUAGACUCAAUAUUUAUGGUCCCCCGUCGGUGCGGCCGCUGGGCCCCGUACGCGCGGUGGCCGGCGACAACCUCACGCUGCUGUGCCCCUACGCCGGAUAUCCGAUCAGUUCGGUGCGGUGGUCGCGGCGCGGCGGGGCGGCGCUGGGCGGUGCGGGGCGCGUGGCGGCGCGCGGGGCCGCGCUCUCGCUGGCGCCCGCGCUGCCGCAGGACGCCGGCCACUACGCCUGCUCCGUCUCCGCGCCACCCGCGCACCCCGCCUCCAGAGAUAUCGAAAUACAAGUCAGAAAUCCGCCAAAAAUAUCACCGUUCAUGUUCUCGCCGGAGCUCACAGAAGGCAGUUCCGUGCAAGUGUUAUGUGGAGUGUCGUCGGGGGACAAGCCCAUGUACUUCUCUUGGCUGAAAGAUGGAGCGCCUUUGCCACCUAAUUUACAGAUCGAAGAGAAGAGCUUGAACGAGUUUUCUCUCCUAAUGUUUUCCGAAUUGACGGCUCAGCAUAGCGGUGCCUAUACUUGUCGAGUCGCCAACCACGCCGCCACGGUCAACUACACUGCAUCACUCACAGUCAAAGUUGCUCCUUCGUGGGUCACGGAGGCCGUUGAUUCCGCCGUGCUGCUGGGAGCGCCGUUGCAGUUGGAGUGUGUCGCUAAGGGAUAUCCCACGCCAAUUGUAACGUGGUAUAGAAGAAUAGAUGGUGUCAAUGGACUGGAAGGCUCUGAGCGAUGGGAGGUGACGGGCUCCGAGUGGGGCACCGCAGGAGAUCAGCAGAGUGAGGGAACGGGACGAGCGGCGCUCGCGGCGCGCGUGGUGUCCCGCUCGCACCAGGGCCUGUACCGCUGCAGCGCGGACAAUGGAGUCGGCUCGCCGCUCGUCAAGCAUGUUAAUAUUACAGUGCACGAACCUGCUAAUUUCGGUACAUCGAGUGAGGUGGCACGGAACAUCACAAGCGUGCGUGGUCAAAGUGCAGUACUAAGUUGCAUCGCCCGGGGCGAUUCCCCGCUCACUCUGCAUUGGACGCAUCGCGAACAAAGACUCGACCUUGAUAGCUAUCGGUGGACCAUAUCCGAGGUGCGCACAGCGGAGGGCGUCCGCUCCUCGCUCACGCUGCGCGCCGCCGAACGGGAAGACGCAGGCGAAUACCGCUGCCACGCCGCCAAUAAGUACGGUCGCAGCGAUCUGUUACUGUUUCUACAUGUUGAAGAGCCGCCAGGCGCGCCGCGGUCGCUGCAGCUGUGGGGCGUGGGCGCGGAGUGGGCGCGGGUCCGCUGGCGCGCGCGCCGCGCCGCCGCGGCCGCCGUGCUGUUCGCCGCGCUCGUGGCGCCGCUGCACGUGCUGCCCGCGCACCUCACCUCUGACCCCGCGCACGCUACCUACAAUCUGACACUCGAUAUAUCUGACGACAAGAUUGACGUCGAUGGCUCCAGCAUAUUAAGCGCAAAAAUAGAGAAUUUAAGAGCGGCAACUACGUACUCGCUUCGCAUAGUCGCGUCUAAUCACAUAGGGCAAUCCCCACAAUCCGAUGCUCUUAUCUUCACCACUCUGGAAGAAGCUCCAAAUGGUUCACCGCUAAACGUUCGCAUCAGACCAAUUAAUUCCGGAGAAGUACAUAUUUCAUGGUCUGCUCCGGCGCAAGACAGUUGGAACGGCGAGUUGCUGGGGUACGUAGUUUCAUGGCGCGAGCUGAGGGAGGCGGCGGGCGGCAGCACUGGCGGCGGGGCGGGCGAGGGCACCGACACGGGCAGCGCCGUGGCGCGCGGCUGGAGCAGCGCCGAGCUCGUACUGGGCGGCCUGCGCCAGUUCCGCCGCUACGCGCUCGCCGUGCGCGCCUUCAACCGCGCCGGCCCGGGCCCGCCUUCGCCCACUCUCUACACCACCACUGCAGACGGAGUUCCUGAAGAUGCGCCUAGCCAGGUUUCAUGUGAAGCCGUUUCGGCCCGUUCGCUCCGGGUGCGCUGGGCGCCGCCGCACGCCGCGCACGCGCCUCUUGGCUACGAUGUGCUCUACGCACCCAUGUACUUCUCACAGUCGUGGAGCGGCGCGGUGCGGUCGCAGACAGCGCGCGCGGCGGGCGGCGAGGCGCUGCUUCAGGGGCUGCGCGCCGCCGCCAACUACUCCGUGAGCGUGCGCGCGCGCUCCGACCGCGGGCCCGGCCCGCCCUCCGCACCCGUCUACUGCCUCACUAGAGAAGACGUUCCCGGCGCUCCAGAGUUGGUCCGUGCGUUGCCUUCGUCGGCGCAGUCGGUGCGCGUGGCGUGGCUGGCGCCGACGGAGCGCGCGGGCCGCCUCACUCAUUAUACGCUCUAUACGAGGGAACUUGGCAAAGUGGGGGGCGAGUGGUCUCAACGCGCUGAAGCUAGCGGCCCAGCUGGCGAGGGCUGGGAGGGCGAGGAGGAGCUGAGCCACGACGUGCGCGGGUUGCGCGAGCGCGCCGUAUACGAGUUCUGGGUGCGCGCCUCCACGGGCGCCGGCGCCGGUCCGCCCAGCCGCGCAGUCACGGCUGCACCCACUCCUUUAGGAGUGGCCCGCAUCUCGUCGCUGGGCCGCGUGGUGCGCGCGCCGCUAGGGGCGCGCGUUCGGCUGCCGUGCGCCGCGCUGGGCGCCGCGCCGCUGCUGCGCCGGUGGGCGCCGCUGCCGCCCGCGCACACCGUCACCGACGCGGGAGAUCUCAUUAUACACAAAUUGGAUGAGAAAUGGUCCCGCAACUACACUUGCUCAGUACGGAACUCAGUCGGGGGCGACGCUGCUCAGUUCAGCGUGCAGGCGCUGCGGCCGCCCGCUACGCCCUCGCCGCGUCUCGCACGCGCCGCGCACCACCGCCUGCACCUCGCGUGGGACCCGCCACAUGCAGGAGGGGCACCACUUUUAGGUUACACAGUGUGGUGGUGGGAAGGCUGGGAGGGCCGAGAGGCUGGCGCAGCGAGGGCCCUGCGUGUGCCGGCGGGCGAGGCGGGUGCGGCGCUAUACGGGCUGGCUUGCGGCGCGCCGUACAGCGCGGCGCUCAGCGCGCACAACGCCGUCGGCGCCUCGCCGCCGUCCAGCCCGCUCAAACUUCGCACCAGAGGAGACAAGGCUAAGGCGCCGUCGGGCAAAGAGAGUAUCUGGGCGAACAGCAGCGCGCUGCGCGUCUCGCUGCUGGCGUGGGGCGGGCGCUGCCCCGUAGCGAGCUGGCGCGUGGCCGUGCGCGCGGCGGGCGGCGCCUGGGCCGACCUGCGCACCGACGGGGAGACCGUGCAUAUAAAUAGCCUGGAGCCAGCGACGUGGUAUGAAAUUCGUAUCCUAGCACGUUCGCCCGCAGGCGACACGCCGGCGCUGUACCGGGCAGCUACGCGCGCCCAUACUGGUGAACAGAUAGGCGAGCCGAUAGAUUUGCCGCUGGAGGCGCGUAUGAGCGCGGCUGACGGCGGCGCGGAGGCGGAGCCGCGCGGGGAGCGGGGCUGGGGCCGCGCGGGGCUGGCGGCGGCGCUGGGCGGCGCGGCGCUGGCGCUGCUCGCCGCCGCCGCGCUGCUGCUGCUGGCCUGCCGCCGCCGCGCGCCGCCUCGCCACUAUGCCCUGCCGCAACCUACGCACAAUAACGGGAAGACGCUGGACCCACCUGACAACGACAUGCACGAAAUAAGCCCGUAUGCGACGUUCAGUAUGUCGUCUGGCGCUUGCGAGAGCGCGGGCAGCGCGGGGGGCGUGUGUGGCGCGGGGGGCGGCGGCGCGAGCGCGCGCUCCGAGCGUUCCUGCGCGCUGCAUCUGCGCUCCUUCGCGCGCGAGCCCAUCGAACUCGCCGCGCCUCCGCCCCGACCGCAUCUAUUAGCCCACCCUAAUGACUACGGCAGCGCUCGCGACACAGACUCGGAGUCGAGCGGGUCGCCGUGCGCCGCCUGCGCCGCCGAGCUGUACCGCCUGCCCGCCGCGCACCUAUCCGACACGCUGCCGGCCGGCGCAACGACGGCUGCGGAGUCGAGCACGGAGGAUGGCUCGUACGGGUCGCGGCGCGCGCGCGACUCGCAGCCCAGAGCACGCGCGCGCCGCCGCGACCACGCGCGCCCCGCGCAUGCGCCCACUGUGAGCCACCGGUUCUAGAGAGCGAGGCGAUAGAUAAAGGUACAUUGCACCCGCGUCGGGCCAGCGGGAGCUGAUGUAACCAGACGCAGGAAAUGUUGCAACGACUGUAAAUAUAGAUUUAUUUGGGUAGUCACUUUGUAAACGAUUUUCAUGUUUUCUGAUUCCUGACUGA
Messenger RNA from Colias croceus (clouded yellow), 6004 nucleotides. Its product is annotated as Down syndrome cell adhesion molecule-like protein Dscam2. The coding region runs from base 1 to 5850 and encodes 1949 amino acids. The record is from RefSeq and is a predicted model, not a curated record. The transcript is spliced from 39 exons. Gene Ontology annotation, molecular function: protein binding. Gene Ontology annotation, cellular component: axon; plasma membrane. Lineage: Eukaryota; Metazoa; Arthropoda; Insecta; Lepidoptera; Pieridae. Gene Ontology annotation, biological process: cell-cell adhesion; axon guidance.